Molecule: messenger RNA, 4200 nt
Organism: Nothobranchius furzeri (turquoise killifish)
Lineage: Eukaryota; Metazoa; Chordata; Actinopteri; Cyprinodontiformes; Nothobranchiidae
Gene: atg9a
Product: ATG9 autophagy related 9 homolog A (S. cerevisiae)
Biological process (GO): nucleophagy; autophagy of mitochondrion; protein localization to phagophore assembly site
Cellular component (GO): autophagosome; phagophore assembly site
Source: RefSeq, a predicted model, not a curated record
CUCACUGAUGACAGGCUGCACGCAGAUAGGCGUUUCGAAAAUGAAACUGGCUCGUACCUGACGUCGAGAGGGAGCACAGAGGAAACGAAAAAUAAUAUAGUUAUCUUAAAUUCCAGGAGAUUGACUGUUCUACACCCACCCAGUAAAGGAAGAGGAGCCAAGUGGCGUGAACUCCAUGCGGCUGGGACCGAGAGGAGAGGUAGGAGAGGCAGGCCUGUUGUGUCAAAGCACGAAAACGUCUCUUGUUGUUUUACAGCUGGACACGAGCUAUCGGUUUAAAAUGGGACGGGCCAUACUCCAAAUAAUCCUGUAGUUGUGACUGCUCAGUCAGACUCAAGCCCGGUCACCAUGGCGCAUUUUGACACAGAGUACCAGCGCCUGGAAGCGUCCUACAGCGACUCUCCCCCCGGAGAAGAAAACCUGCUGAUGCACGUGGCCGAAGGAAGCAAAUCCCAGUGGCAUCACAUUGAAAACCUGGACCUGUUUUUUCAAAGAGUCUAUAAUCUUCACCAGAAGAAUGGAUUCACCUGCAUGUUGUUGGGGGAGAUCUUUGAGCUGGUUCAGCUGCUGUUUGUGGUUGGCUUCACCGUGUUCCUCGCUAACUGCGUGGAUUAUGACAUACUUUUUGCCAACAAGUUUGUAAACCACACUAAUUCUUUUAAAGUCACUUUGCCUGAUGCAUUCCUCCCAGUGGAUGUCUGCAGCGCUCACAUUCGAGACAACACGUUUGUGAUCUUCGUGUUGAUCAUCUCCGGGGUGUUUUGGCUACAUCGCUUUGUCAAAUUUAUCUACAACGUUUGCUGUUACUGGGAGAUCAGAUCUUUCUACAUCCACGCCCUCAAGAUGUCCAUGUCGGAGCUCCCCUAUGCAACAUGGCAGGAAGUUCAGGCCAGGAUCAUCGAGAUCCAGAAGGAGCACCAGAUUUGCAUUCAUAAAAAAGAACUGACAGAGCUGGAUAUUUACCACCGCAUCCUCCGCUUUAAAAACUACAUGGUUGCUAUGGUAAACAAAUCUCUCCUCCCUGUGCGAUUUCGGCUUCCGGUGCUCGGAGAGUGCGUCUUUUACACUCGCGGUCUUAAGUACAACUUUGAGCUCAUCUUUUUUUGGGGACCAGGCUCUCUGUUUGAGAACGAGUGGAGUUUAAAACCUGAGUAUAAGAGAGGAGGCAACAGGCUCGAGCUCGCCGACCGGCUGGCGUCUCGCAUCCUUUGGAUUGGGAUUGCUAAUCUGCUGCUGUGUCCAGUCAUCCUGGUGUGGCAGAUUCUUUAUGCUUUUUUCAGUUACACCGAGGUAAGCGCUCCACAUCCACGCAUCAGAGCUCUGAAGUUUUAUUUCUGCAGCAGCGGCUUGUGUUUGUGCACCCAGGUGAUCAAACGAGAGCCCGGUUCUCUGGGGGCGAGAUGCUGGUCUCUCUAUGGUCGAUGUUAUUUACGUCACUUUAAUGAACUGGACCAUGAACUCAUGUCCCGCCUCAGCAAAGGCUACAAGGCUGCAUCCAAGUACAUGAACUGCUUCCUGUCCCCUCUGCUGAUGGUAGUCGCCAAAAACGUUGCGUUUUUUGCCGGGUCCCUCCUGGCAGUUCUUAUUGCCCUGACAAUCUAUGAUGAGGACGUUCUAGCAGUGGAACAUGUUCUCUCCUCAAUCACACUGCUAGGAGUGUGUAUCACAGUCUGCAGGUCAUUUAUUCCUGAUAAGCUCAUGGUCUUCUGUCCUGAACAGCUGUUGCGAGUCAUCCUGGCUCACAUCCACUACAUGCCCGACCACUGGCAGGGCAACGCCCACAGAUAUGAGACCCGAGACCAGUUCUCACAGCUCUUCCAGUACAAAGCAGUGUUUAUUCUAGAGGAGCUGCUCAGUCCGGUGGUGACUCCCAUCAUCCUCAUCUUCUGUCUGAGGAGAAAGUCUCUUGAGAUCAUAGAUUUCUUCAGGAACUUCACCGUGGAAGUGGUAGGCGUCGGUGACACCUGCUCCUUUGCCCAGAUGGACAUAAGACAGCAUGGACAUCCCGCGUGGAUGUCAGCAGGCGAGACCGAGGCAUCCAUCUACCAACAAGCAGAAGACGGGAAGACAGAGUUGUCCCUCAUGCACUUUGCCAUCACCAACCCGCAGUGGCAGCCUCCUCAAGAGACAACCCACUUCAUCCACCAGCUGAAAGAACGAGUCCACAGAGAGGCCACGGCAGGGCCUGACGCUCGCCCUCUCUCCUUAUCAGAGUCUGAACCGAGGAGUCUUGUUGCAGACAUGUUGGCGGGCCCCUCCACACUGGCACCGGUUCAUUUUGGCUGCGACAGCUCUUUGAUGAAUAAUGCAGCAGCUGGAAUCAACAGUGCAGCGACCGGCCUGCGUUCUCUUUCACCAAUCAGCAGCAGUCUGUACCUGAGAGGCAGUCUGAGUGCUGCUCAUAGAGCUGGUGGUUGCAGUGGCAGAACCAUGGCUGGUUCUGGAACCGACGCUCGAACUGUGAGCUCUGGCAGCAGCGCGUGGGAGGGGCAGCUCACCAGUUUGGUCUUGUCGGAGUAUGCCUCCACUGAAAUGAGCAUCCAUGCGCUCUACAUGCAUGAGCUUCACAAGCAGCAGUCUCGUGGUGAGCCAUCACGCCACACGUGGCACCGUCAGGAGAGCGAUGAAAGCAGCGACAGCAUCCCAGAUGAAGUAAGAAGUGAACCCGGUGCUCGCUCUCUGAGUUUCCCUCGCUCCCACACUUUCCCCACCGCAACCUCAAGUCCGAGUGCCGCUUCGGCUUCAGCCUCCGCCACCAGAGGUGCCACGGUGGGCCAGGAGUGGGCGAGGUCACAGAGCAGCAGCCAGCGGCGCCACAGCGGACCUGCUGCAGACCAGUUUGGUGCAGGGGGCAGGGUGGCGAGAACGUCUCGUAUGCCCAUGGGUGGAUGGGCUGAGGACGGGACGGCAGCAUCCCGACACCAUGAGCCUCUACCUGAGGAGACUUCAGACGAUGAGGCGCCUCCUCACAUACACAAGAUGACAUAAUCAAGCCAUGUUAAUAAGCAUCUGUGCCCUGCUGACAUCUGAACACACCACCACCCUUAUCCAAAUCUUCCCCAGCACUAACUCUUCUAUUUCUGCAGAUGUGAAGGCCAGAUCGUGCAAGAAGGUUUCAUUGAAAGACUCAAAAAAGUUAAACCAUGUGGAACAGCUGACCAUUAAAUUGUUUACCUGUGACAUUUACGGACUUCCACAUGCCUAAACAAACAGUCUGGGUGACAUUCUGCUGUCAGAAGAGGACCUGAAGGACCAAAUUGUUUCCUACAGCCACUGUCAAACAUCAAACCACUCUAAGCAUUUUUAAAAACAUCAAAAGAAUACAAAACGAAAGUGCAUGUGUUGUUGCUACAUUGAGAAAAGCACCGGAAACAUUUUCUGUUGUGUUGCCAACAGUUUGCACAUUUUAUUGGGUAAAAUUAUGUUUAGGUUGCAUUUAAACUCAAAUGGGAAAGUCUUUAAUGUAUAAUUCCUCUCAACAAAGGAUUGACAUCUUUAGAUAGACAGACGUAAGAGCAGCAAGGUUUAAAAUCAAUCUUUUAACUUUUAAAUUACAUUUUAUUGUGUGUAUUUGGUUUUACAAAUUAAUUUUCUAAAAUGUAAAGAAACAUUGCCCUAACUGCCCAGGUAAGUGGUUGUGAAAGUGUACAGAGCAGCAUCAGUUAUUUACAGAAAGUCAGCAAGACCAGGAUCAGAAGAUGUGUGAUGAUUUAUGUAAACGUCUGAGGUUGGUGUCACCCAACGGUUUGCUUCACUGCUCAUUCUUUCAGAGCGCAUUUCAUAGCGAACUGUUUUUUUACCAUAUAAAAUACUGUUUUGUUUCACAAAAUGCACAGUUGUGAACAGGGUUAUAAAACAUCCUAGCAGUUCUUCAGUUAAACAAUUCUGUAAGUUAAAAACAUGCACUUUAAUAACUUCUUUCCACACACAGGAUGUCGCUUAACUUGGGUUGUUUGCUUUUGUAUAGAUCUUUUUAAUUUAUUCACGUAUCAGUGAGAUGUGCCAUGAAGACUGACGGUUAUGAAUCAAAUAUAUUAGUAGUGUUUUGCACUGGGACUUGGGAACAUUGCUGUUUGGGUGAGAUAAGGAUCAGGAAAGUUUAAGUCAUAUCUGUCAAUAUUUGUAUUUUAUAAAUGCUGUAAAAUAUAAGUUGUACAGUGAUGAAUUCAUCGAUUAAAUACAACAACUAUUUUGUCUGUA